AUGCACCCAAUACCCGGCGUGUGUACACGGGGUGAGUGGUGUGUGGGCAUGUGUGUGUGCAUGUACCGGGGAAUGAAGGUGAACACAUCUGUGCGUGCAUUGAAAACACGUUCCGGUGUGUCCACGUGUGUGCAUGAGUCCGUGUGUGUGUGUGUGUGUGUGUGUGUGUGUGUGUGUGGUGGGGGCUCUAACUGCACUUUUGGUCUCCUUGCUCCAGGGGCCCCACAAGGCCCAGGGUGGCCACCUGCCCCCGAAUCCUGCGCGCUGACAGUGCCUUGGCCUGUCUGUUUGCAGGACAGCAAGAGCACUUCUGUCGUCUUAAAGGUUUUUCUGAUUGAAGCUUUAACGGAGCGUUAUUUAUUUAUCAAGGUCUCUUUGGCAAGCCUGGGGCACCAGCAAAGGGUAGGAAGGAUGUGGGGCUUAUGUCCCAACUCCUUAUACCCCUGA
Messenger RNA from Pipistrellus nathusii (Nathusius's pipistrelle), 447 nucleotides. The record is from the annotation of a GenBank genome assembly. Lineage: Eukaryota; Metazoa; Chordata; Mammalia; Chiroptera; Vespertilionidae.